Messenger RNA from Eruca vesicaria subsp. sativa (arugula), 1501 nucleotides. Lineage: Eukaryota; Viridiplantae; Streptophyta; Magnoliopsida; Brassicales; Brassicaceae. The record is from the annotation of a GenBank genome assembly.
CAAAUUGAAAAAAAAAAUCAUUUUCUAAAAAAAAACAUGUGAGCUGAGCUUACGUUUAUUGAACGUAGACAACAUCGCCGAGAUCCCGUCCCAGGAUUACGUUCACAAGGAAGGAUUCCGACACACCCAAUUUCAACGCUUUUUUGCAAUCUUCCUAAUCUAAAAGAUCUUCACUUUGUUUCUCUUUCAUCUCGCUUCUUCUGAAACCAAAUCAUGGAGACGGAAUCGAAUCUCGUUUUACGGAAAACGGAGCUUAAAACAUACACUUACAAGCACUUCCACUCUACAAACGCGUUAGAGAUCUUAAGAGAAUCCGUCCGAAUCCUCCGGUACAAUCUCGGCGCUUUCAUGUUAACAGCUGCCGUUUUAAUCUGUCCCGUCUCCGCACUUCUCUUACCAAACCUCCUAAUCGAUCAUUCCCUAGUGAACAAACUCACCGUGAAGCUUCUCUUAGUAGCGAAAUCAAGCGGUCUCCCUUUACAACCCUUUGUGAAACACUCUUGUCAGAAAUUCGCAGAAACCGCUGUUUCGUCCGCGAUGUGUUUCCCUCUCUUCAUCACCGUCUCGCUCUUGUCGAAAACAGCUGUUGUUUACUCUGUUGACGCUACUUACUCGAGGGAGAAGGUGGAGAUGAAAAACUUCUUGGUGGCGUUGAAGAAGAUAUGGAAACGAGUCGUGUACACUUACCUCUGGGUUUGUGUUCUGAUCGUUGGUUGUUUUACUUUCUUCUGUGUUCUCCUCGUAGCGAUCUGCAGCUCUUUCUAUGUUCUCGGCUUCUCUCCAGAGUUCAAUGUUUACGGAGCCAUCUUAGUUGGUUUAGCAUUCUCCAUCGUAUUCGCCAACGGGAUUAUAGUGUGUAACACUGCCGUUGUGGUCUCGGUUAUUGAAGAUGUUUCAGGGGCGGGAGCGUUGGUGAGGGGUAGUGAUUUGAUCAGAGGGCAGGUUCAGGUGGGGUUGUUGAUAUUCCUGGGGUCGACUUUGGGGUUGGCGUUUGUGGAAGGGUUGUUUGAUCAUAGAGUGAAGAAGGUUAGUUAUGGAGAUGGGUCUUCGAGGCUGUGGGAAGGGCCUUUGUUGGUGGUGAUGUAUUCCUUUGUGACGCUUAUUGAUUCGAUGAUGAGUGCAGUGUUUUAUUUUAGCUGCAGAGUUUAUUAUAGUAUGGAAGGUGCUUCUGUAGGGGAAAGUCAGCCAAUAAUGGAUACUGUUGCGGUUGUGGAUGGUUAGCAAAUGGUUUUGGAUCAUGGAAGCGUAUUAGUUGGAGAUGUAUAUCAGUGAUGUGUUACAAAAGGAAUACAUCGGUAAUAGUAUGCUGUGAACUUUUGUUUGGCAAGAUUUGUUGGACUCAGGCGAAUGGAAAUGGAAGUGUAUUAGUUGAAGAUGGAGUUUUACCUGAACAUUUUUUUUGUUUCACUUGGAAAAAAGGAACUUUCUUGAAUUUUGUAUGGUUUUCGUGUUAUAUAUAUAUAAGAUUACUAUGUUUUUACAUGAUUUGAAGAUCAUAGCU